Pseudomassariella vexata is the source of this 2442-nucleotide messenger RNA. RefSeq lists its product as uncharacterized. The transcript has 3 exons. The record is from RefSeq and is a predicted model, not a curated record. Gene Ontology annotation, molecular function: RNA binding. Bases 1 to 2442 code for a protein of 813 amino acids. NCBI's taxonomy places the organism in Eukaryota, Fungi, Ascomycota, Sordariomycetes, Amphisphaeriales, Pseudomassariaceae.
AUGACGGACCAACCUGAAGUGGUGGCUUCUGCCGACCUCACACCUGAAUCGCCCAAGCCCACAAAACCUGUCAGCUUGUCCUCUCCAGUAGUCACCGCUCUCCAGGACCAAGCCGAUACCAUUACCACCAUGUCACUGUCACCUCCAAACCUUAACGGCAUCAGUGUCUCAACAGCCGUCGAGUUGCCCGAGGGUAACAGUGAGCAGCAAGGGUCUGCCGCUGCCAUUUCGACACCUGAGGCUGAGUUCGAAGGUUUCCAAAACAACGACGACGACAUCUUUAAUGAAUCCAAAGGCGACAACCAGAACAAUGACACGCAGGGAAGUCAGGUAGAAAGCGAAGCCGACGGGGAUGAUUACGUGAAGAACUUCGAUUCGCCUGCGGCUGCGGCAGUGGUUGGCGAUGACCAGCAAGAUAACGAGACAAGCAAUAGCAAUGAUACGUCUAACACAUUGAAGACACAUUCUGCCGUCGACGUUUCUGACAAUGCUCCCUCAUCAAAUGCCGCGCAGUCUCUCACAGAGCCAGUUCUCAAGGAGCCAGACGCCCCAAAGCCCCAGGAUCAGACUACGCCCACCGCAGAGAGCCACCAGGCUGUCUCGACCGAAGGUAUCUCGGAAGCGGUUCGUCCUACUGAUGGGCCUACAGAUGCCAUUGAUAUCCAAGCUCUGGUUGACAAGAUCACAGCCAGCGCAGCUGCAUCAGACUCUAGCCAAGCGCAUAUUGCUGUAGCAUCUGAAAAUGGGGUAAACACCAAUCUGCCCACCACUACCCAAUCAUCCACUCUGCCACCCCGACCUCCCACGUCGCAACAGUCGGCACCAGGAUAUGAAGAUCUCCGAAAAUACCAGCCUGGAGCCUCUCUUCCCAAUAUGCCAUCCAGUCUUUCCGUCGUACCACCUGGUCCUACUGCGCCGUUUCCUUAUGCCGCUGCUGGAACUGUGGCCUCUGAGCUACCUAGCAACCUUCCGCCGCAUCCCCCAGCUUUGAAUGCCAACCCUAUGAUGGUGAAUCAGAUGCCUCAAUUCAAUUACCCUAAUCAUGUUCCUGUCGCCGACAGCAGUCAGCAAUCCUUUGACACGCAGCAACGAUUUGAUACUUUCAUCCAGGAGGAGCGCAAGUAUGUCUCGGAAGCCAAGUGGGAUAGGUUCCCCGAAGGAUCACGGCUGUUCAUUGGUAACUUGUCUAGCGAGCGGGUGUCUAAAAGAGAGGUGUUUGACAUCUUCUCCAAAUUCGGCCGGCUUGCACAGAUUUCCCUCAAGGCUGCCUAUGGCUUUGUCCAAUACCACGACGUUUUAGAAGGCCAAGCCGCGAUGGACAAUGCACAAGGCAUGGAGGUUAAGGGUCGCAAGAUUCACCUAGAGUUCUCUCGCCCCCAGAAGAAGGAAAAUGACGGCAAUCGAAACCGCGGCAACCGAGGAAGGGAUGCUGUGCAGCACAACGACCGCGAGCGCUAUGAUGGCCGCCGCAGGGAUGAUUACCGAGCACGUUCGCCUUCGCCACGUGGCCAUCACCAACGACAGGGCUCAUACGGACGAGAUCGUGGAGGCCAUUGGCAGCAACCCUAUGACCGGCAUAGAGGGGGUGGUCGCUCUCGAUCUCCACCUCAAUAUAGUGGGGAAUACAGACGCCGCAGUCCUGAGCCCUACUACCGCGGUCCACCGAUGUCUGAGGCAGAUCUUGACAUCCCACGCCGGUACCCUGGCGCAGUGCCAGACGUGCAACUUCUUCUCCUACAAGAGGUUGCCCGAGAUUUCGUGGACUGGGUCCAGCGCCAGUUUGUCGACCGUGGCCACAAGGUCGAUGUCAUGUUCCUCAACCCCCGGUUCCCUCGCGAGUUGGUCAUUCAACGACAGAUUGUUGAAGGCGUCCAUGCCGUGUCAGAGCUUGAUUAUAGAACGCAGCAAGCGGGAAAGAUUCCCCUUCAAGUUUUCGACCGAUCUGCUGGACAGCAUAACGCGAGAUUCGACCAAUAUCAAGAUCUAGAUCCCAGCAUUGCCGCAGAGCUCGUAACCCGCGCGAAAAGUCAAGCUCAAUUUCAGCCACCGCCAACGUAUGGACAUGGCCAGUUUCCUCCACCCUCCUAUCAGCCUCCCAUACAGUCGCAUCAAACAUACCCCAGUCAACCUGCUCCGCAUAACGGGAUGCCAGGUGUGGGUAAUCUUGGUUCUAUAGACAACUCAGCCGUUCAGCAAGCUCGGUCAGUCUGGCAGGCACCUCCAUCAGCCCCGCCAAAUGUAAACCCCGAUGUGAACGCUAUACUGGCUAAUUUGGCAGCCAAUAGUGGCGCCGCACCUAGUGCUGGACCGCAAUAUUCUAGUUAUGCGCCAUAUUUCGCUCAAAACGGCGGACCGCAACCUCCCCCCGCUGAUGGCUCUAGUAACCCAGCAGAUGCCCAACACGUGCAGAACAUCAUGGCCCAACUUGCUAGAUACAAGUGA